CACUGCGGGAGGCGGCGGCCGCGCAGGUAUAAGCAAUUGAGGACGACACUUUUGUUGUCCAAAGAUGGAAAACAACAUAACUACUAUAUCUCGUGAAGAGCUUGAAGAACUAAGAGAAGCAUUCAGUAAAAUAGAUAUUGACAACAGUGGGUAUGUCAGUGAUUAUGAGCUUCAAGACCUGUUUAAAGAAGCAAGUCUGCCCUUGCCUGGUUACAAAGUCCGGGAGAUUGUAGAAAAAAUCAUUGCAGUGACAGAUACCAACAAGGAUGGGAGAAUAAACUUUGAAGAAUUUGUCUCUAUAAUUCAGGAAUUGAAAAGUAAAGAUGUUAGCAAAUCUUUCCGAAAAUCAAUAAACAAAAAACAAGGCAUUACAGCAAUUGGAGGAACAUCAGCAAUAUCUAGUGAGGGGACACAACACUCUUAUUCAGAGGAAGAAAAAGUUGCUUUUGUUAACUGGAUAAAUAAGGCUCUACAAGAUGACCCAGACUGUAAGCACCUGCUACCUAUGAACCCAUCAGAUGCCAGUCUUUUUAAAUGCCUUGCAGAUGGCAUUCUUCUUUGCAAGAUGAUCAACUUUUCACAACCAGAUACAAUUGAUGAAAGGGCUAUUAAUAAGAAGAAACUUACUCCCUUCACUGUUUCUGAAAACCUAAACCUGGCUCUGAACUCAGCAUCUGCUAUUGGCUGUACAGUUGUCAAUAUCGGAUCACAAGAUUUGCAAGAAGGAAAACCUCACUUGGUGUUAGGACUCUUGUGGCAGAUCAUUAAAGUUGGUCUUUUUGCUGAUAUUGAGAUAUCCAGAAAUGAAGCUCUUAUUGCUUUGCUAAAUGAAGGGGAAGAACUAGAUGAGUUAAUGAAGCUUUCCCCAGAAGAGCUCUUGCUUCGCUGGGUGAACUACCAUCUGGCCAAUGCAAGGUGGCAGAAAAUCAGUAACUUCAGCCAAGACAUUAAGGAUUCAAGAGCAUACUACCAUCUGUUAAAUCAGAUUGCACCGAAAGGAGAUGUUGAUGAAUUGUCCAUUAAUAUUGACUUUUCAGGAUUUCAUGAUAAAAAUGACUUGAGAAGGGCUGAAUACAUGCUCCAACAAGCAGAUAAAUUGGGCUGCAGACAGUUUGUAACUCCAGCUGAUGUGGUUGCAGGCAACCCUAAGCUAAAUUUGGCUUUUGUUGCAAAUCUCUUUAACACGUAUCCAGCCCUACACAAGCCUGAGAAUUCAUCGUACGAUCUCAAUUUAUUAGAAGGAGAAAGUAAUGAAGAAAGGACUUUCAGAAACUGGAUGAAUUCACUGGGUGUAAGCCCAUAUGUUAAUCAUUUAUAUAGUGAUCUCUCUGAUGCUUUAAUCAUCUUUCAAUUGUAUGAUAUGACUCGUGUGCCAGUUGACUGGAGCCACGUCAACAAACCUCCUUACCCACUGCUUGGUGGAAAUAUGAAAAAGAUUGAGAAUUGCAAUUAUGCAGUAGAACUCGGGAAGACAAAAGCCAAAUUCUCACUGGUUGGUAUUGCUGGACACGACCUAAAUGAGGGUAAUCCAACUCUGACCUUGGCUUUGGUGUGGCAGCUGAUGAGAAGGUAUACUUUGAACGUACUAUCAGACCUUGGAGAGGGGGAAAAAGUAAAUGAUGAAAUUAUUAUUAAGUGGGUGAAUCGGACACUUGCAACAGCAAAUAAGAAAACUUCAAUCACAAGUUUCAAGGACAAAUCAAUCAGCACUAGUUUACCUGUCCUAGAUUUAAUAGAUGCCAUUGCACCAAAAGCAGUUAGUCCAGAAAUGGUCAAGAGAGAAGAUCUUUCUUAUGAAGACAAAUUAAAUAAUGCUAAGUAUGCCAUUUCAGUUGCUCGAAAAAUAGGAGCUCGUAUAUAUGCUCUCCCAGAUGAUCUUGUUGAAGUGAAGCCAAAAAUGGUGAUGACAGUGUUUGCAUGUUUGAUGGGACGAGGACUGAACAAAAUAAAAUAAUGAGGACCUGUAAUACAACUUCCUGCCACAUUAAGCACGAUGAAUGCCUCACAGUUUACAGAAUUCGGAAGCUUAGUAUGAAAAGAGGACAUUUGAAUGCACAAAUACACCUGUUAAAUACAUUUUGAUGUGUUUAUAUAAGUUAAAAUUCUAUUCAUUUUCUUUAGACAUGGAUUAUUUAUGGGUAGGAUAGUAUUCAGAACAUAUUCAUUACCAAAUGAACAUCACAGAUUUGUAUUGCUUUAAGAAAAACCCCACACCAUGUUAAUCAAGCAUUGUUUGUAUUUGUUUCCUUAGCACUUUACGCAUCUGCAUACGUUUGCAUAUGUUAUUUCAGGACCUAUUGUAAAACAGUGGUUCAUUUUUGUGGAUGUUAUAUGUAGUCAUACAAGACUCAAGGUGCAUUCCACUCCUCAUCUCUUGUUACUUUUAAUCUGCACAGAAAUUACCAUCCUUGCCUUAGUCUUUGAGAGCCUAAUUCCUGUUGAAGCCAAUGAGAGUCUUAUAAUUGACUUCAGUGAGACCAAGUGAAGGCCUGUGGUGAUAAUGACUGGAAACUAAUUAAUAUUGAUAAAGCUGAUGAAACCUUUAUGGGAGAGUAAUCUUUAAAAAUAUGUAGUAGUUCUGUUACUGAGCAGGAACUUCUAUAGUCUGUGUCUUAAGAAAAAACAGCAAAUAGUGAGCAGAAAUGUAAUCAUGUUGUAAGUUAGGUUUGCCUGUGCAGUAGCUUUUGCAGUUGCAUACUCAUAUUUUUUUAAUUUUUCAUAUUUUUUUCCUAGAAUAUUAUGUAAGAAAAUAAAGAGUUGGCUAGUCCAGGCAGGGUUUUGCAUUUCCUAAUAGAUUCUUUGAUUUUCCUCAAGUGUAUAUAAUGUGUGCAGAGGUUUUGUCUACAAAGACUGGUGUAUUGUCUGGAUGAGAUGAAGUCCAUAAUUUUCUUAAAGUAUUCUCCUUUCUCUGCAGCUGUAAAUGUUAAGCUAAGGUUCUGGAGCUGGAUGUUUAUUAAAGUUGUUAGCAGAUGCCAAACAGUAAGAAAGAAGAAAACUAAAUAAAAAUUAAAUCCUG
Molecule: messenger RNA, 3016 nt
Organism: Apus apus (common swift)
Lineage: Eukaryota; Metazoa; Chordata; Aves; Apodiformes; Apodidae
Gene: PLS1
Product: plastin 1
Exons: 16
Coding region: 65-1954 (629 amino acids)
Biological process (GO): actin filament bundle assembly; actin filament network formation
Cellular component (GO): actin filament bundle; actin filament; cytoplasm
Molecular function (GO): calcium ion binding; actin filament binding
Source: RefSeq, a predicted model, not a curated record